AUGGACGGCCUACCAAGCAGUGCGAAUCACUAUGCAUUCCUUAACCAUUCACCCAACACACUACCACACAAUCUACCACCAGACCUCGACGACAGGCCGCUGGGCCGCCAGAAGCGGAAGAGGACUAGUCCCGAUGACCAAGCAGCUCUUGAGGCUGCUUACAAGCUUGACCCGAAGCCCGAUAAGGCAGCACGUCUGGAACUGGUAAAGAGGGUGGCAUUGGGCGAGAAGGAAGUGCAGAUAUGGUUUCAAAAUCGACGUCAAAGCUCUAGGCGGAAGUCACGGCCACUCUUACCACACGAGAUUGUCCAGUAUCAGCUUGCUCGACAAGGGUCUUUCUCUCAAGAUCCAAACAUGAGCUUCAUGAGCUCGCAGUCUGUGAGCGUGGAGGACGAGAGCGAGGUGGUAGAAGACAAUGCUCAGCGCCAGCUUCAAGUCGAGGGCGAAAUUUACAACACAGGCUUAGCAGCAAACGUGCCAAGCCCUGCCACUGCUGAGUCCGUACCAAAACAGUCUGUGGGUAACAACUCCCCUGCUAUCAGCUUGUCCGGCAGUGUCGAACACACUACUGAGGUCAGCUUGAUUGCAUCUGCAAAGGAUGCUUCACCCACGAAUCAGUUGCCGGCAAUUCUUCAGCAUGUUGAGCACCCUGUCAGCAUUUCAGCCGUGCCACGUGCUACACCCGGACCUCCGCAGAGCAUAUUCACUGCAGCCCUCCCAUCUACGAUAGAAUCCAGCAAACGACUAAAGAAGUCGCGAUCCUUUGUGAGGCUGUCUAUGUCCUCGGAUGGAAGAGCAUCCAUCUCCACCCAGAACACGCUAUCACCGUCGCCACCACGACCACGUCCCCAGGUGCAUCUGGUCGACUCCAGCCGUAAACAGCAGCAAAGCGCACAUAUUCCCGAAGGUGGCCAGAGCUCACCAUUCGUCAGUCACUCAGCCCUGCAGCGAUCAAGCAGCGGACGAUCUCGUGAUAGCCGUGCAUGGGAGUUCUGGUGCGACAAGGACUCGCGGACGGAGCUGGAGACCCAAGCUGAGAAAGACUCGAGUGGUUCAGCUGCUGACGCCAUUGGUCUGUUGAGGUCUGCUUCUGGAAGAAGUGUUCUGGGCACCAUUCCGUCGAAGCGAAACUCACUGCUCUAUGGCAGACCUUCGGAUGCGAAGCGGUCGAAGCUAUUGGAUGAGAACCGGCCACGUUUGAAAAGGUCUAGCACUUCCCUCCGACGGCUGCAGGGUGAUAAGCACACUCUCAAAAGUGUCAAGGGCGGGCCAGGACUCAAGCACGCUAAGUCUGCGGUGUCAACAUCCAUACCGGCCAACGAUUCUGACAAGGAGAAUUGGUCGCCUGAAGGAGAUCGUCCGCUCGCUCACCCUUCAGCACUGUCAAGGACAUCUGGCAAUGCAGGCAGUCGGCGUAGGAGCAAAUCGAAUCUUGGACGCAAAACGCUUGACGAGAACGCGGACCCGGAGGCUGACCCAGAGCUGGCAGCUUUCAUGCGUAGUGGACGGCAGAGUAACAGUAUGUCGUCUGAAGAGGACAUGGACUGCGUGCAGGGUCUUUUGUCCUUGAGUCAGGGCAACUGGAAGUAA
Messenger RNA from Recurvomyces mirabilis, 1590 nucleotides. It is a transcript of the gene YOX1, whose product is annotated as Homeobox protein yox1. The transcript has 3 exons. NCBI's taxonomy places the organism in Eukaryota, Fungi, Ascomycota, Dothideomycetes, Mycosphaerellales, Teratosphaeriaceae. Gene Ontology annotation, biological process: regulation of transcription by RNA polymerase II; cell differentiation. The record is from RefSeq and is a predicted model, not a curated record. Bases 1 to 1590 code for a protein of 529 amino acids. Gene Ontology annotation, molecular function: DNA-binding transcription factor activity, RNA polymerase II-specific; RNA polymerase II cis-regulatory region sequence-specific DNA binding.